CAUCUCUCUCUAAUUUUGUUCCUUCAAAAUCUCAAACCCUGAAGACUCUCUCUCUCUCUCUCUCUCUCUCUUUCCCUCUCUCUCAAUCUCUAUCUCUAUAUUUUAUGUUUCUGUUUGUGAAUAUAUAUGUAUAUGGUAGUUGAAGAUUGAAGGAUUUUAGCGGGUGAAGUAAUGAAAGCUCCAAACAUGGCUACGAUCACUGCAUCUUUGGAGAGGUCUCUUCAAAACUGUUCGCUAAAUCAUCAUCAACAGCAGCAGCGGCAGAGUAGGGGAGUUUUAGGGGAACAAGGAGAGAGGUCGUCGAGCUCAGAUGAUGCGGUUGCAGAAGCAGCACCACCGCCUGAGCAAAAUCAUGUGCUUCCCACAUCUGACACCACCUUGGAGCUCAACUCUCAUCUCUCUCUCCCUUACCAUUGGGAACAAUGCCUAGAUUUAAAGACAGGGGAGAUUUAUUAUAUAAACUGGAGGAAUGGAAUGAAAGCCAAAGAAGAUCCACGGGUAACACAAGAAUACAGUGGGGAUUUCUACUCAGAAGAUGACAGUUCAUAUGACAGUGAAGAGUCGUCAUCAGAAUCCUCUCCUUCAUCUUCUUCAAGAGAGCAUUAUCGGGUGCAGAGAGAAGACCACGUCCUUGUUGUCGCUGGCUGCAAGAGCUGCCUCAUGUACUUCAUGGUCCCAAAACAGGUUGAAGAUUGCCCCAAAUGUAAUGGCCAACUUCUCCAUUUUGAUAGAUCUGAAAAUGGCUCUACAUGAAUCGGAUUUCUUCUCUUUGGCCCUUAAUUGAUUUCUAUGGUUCUAGUUUUUAAUUCAAACAAACUCCUUUGUGCUUAAUUUUGAAAGUUUUUUUUUCAGAUCGAGUAUGUGGAAUUAAUGGUCAUGAAAUGCGUGACAAAUUGGGAUACUAGCUAGCCAGUUUUAGUUUACAAUUAUUUCUUCA
Hevea brasiliensis (rubber tree) is the source of this 937-nucleotide messenger RNA. RefSeq names its product protein CURLY FLAG LEAF 1. Gene Ontology annotation, molecular function: protein binding. The transcript is spliced from 2 exons. The record is from RefSeq and is a predicted model, not a curated record. Bases 172 to 753 code for a protein of 193 amino acids. Lineage: Eukaryota; Viridiplantae; Streptophyta; Magnoliopsida; Malpighiales; Euphorbiaceae.